GGGCUUCUGUUUUUAGUGCUAACGUAGGCCCAAGGAAAGGCAAGGCCAAGGCGAAGGGAGCUCCCCCACCUGCCUGGAAUGCAUAGAAGGAACGCAGGCGCAGGAAGGAAAAGCACUUAGGGAGAAGGUGAAAGCUGAUCUUCAUAAUCAGACGCAAUUCCUUCAUUGCACAGAUGAGGAACCUUAAUGAAGCUGUGCAGGCACCAAGCAGAGCUGAGAACAGGAGGAAACAGGCUCAGAGAAGUUAGUCCCCCGGAGCGGGAACCCCAAAUCUGGCUGCUAGAGCCCAAGGUGCUUAGCAGGAUGCUGAAUGUCAAAGAUGCUGGAAAGCAGGGCCCUGCCGCCGCCAUGUCGGGCCCCUUCGAGCUCUCCGUACAAGAUCUCAACGACCUGCUCUCGGACGGCAGCGGCUGCUACAGCCUCCCAAGCCAGCCCUGCAACGAGGUCACCCCGAGGAUCUACGUGGGCAACGCCUCUGUGGCCCAGGACAUCCCCAAGCUGCAGAAACUGGGCAUCACGCAUGUCCUGAACGCUGCCGAGGGCCGGUCUUUCAUGCAUGUCAACACCAACGCCAACUUCUACAAGGACUCUGGUAUCACCUACCUGGGCAUUAAGGCCAAUGACACCCAGGAGUUCAACCUCAGCGCCUACUUUGAAAGAGCUGCGGACUUCAUAGACCAGGCGCUGGCUCACAAGAACGGCCAGGUGCUCGUCCACUGUCGUGAAGGCUAUAGCCGCUCCCCAACCCUGGUCAUCGCGUACCUCAUGAUGCGACAGAAGAUGGACGUCAAGUCGGCCCUGAGCACCGUGAGGCAGAAUCGUGAAAUCGGCCCCAACGACGGCUUCCUGGCCCAGCUCUGCCAGCUUAACGACAGACUGGUCAAGGAGGGGAAGUUGAAACUCUAGCGCGUGGCUUUCUGCCUCAUCUCCAGAGGCGCCGCCAGGGAACCCUGGGCCGCCAUGUUUAGAGCACAGUGUCCCCUGUUCCUCACGUCACCAGGCACUCGCCCACACGCCUGUCGCAAUGCGGCCCCGGGCUGCAGUGUCUGGGCCCCUCAAGAAGCUUCUGAGAUGCGCAUUCUCGCUCUCCGGUUGUCUUGUUCUGUAACUCACGGUGUCUUCUCCCCGAGCCAGCCAGGCCUACAGGGAGGCCUGGCGUGAGUCCUCCCACAGUGUGGGCAGCAGGGCCAUGGGAGGGGAUGGCCUCUUGCCACCUCCUCUCGAGCCCCUCCCGGUCCUCACCUCAGUGGGGCCCUCAGUAAGGGGUGCCAGCUAGCAGGUGCAGGCCCCUCUGUCCCCACCACAGCUGUCUUCCCCCUCCCCGCCCCGCCUCU
This is a messenger RNA of Ochotona princeps (American pika), 1334 nucleotides long. RefSeq names its product dual specificity phosphatase 3 (gene DUSP3). The coding region runs from base 187 to 906 and encodes 239 amino acids. The record is from RefSeq and is a predicted model, not a curated record. Lineage: Eukaryota; Metazoa; Chordata; Mammalia; Lagomorpha; Ochotonidae. Gene Ontology annotation, cellular component: cytoplasm. Gene Ontology annotation, biological process: negative regulation of MAPK cascade; protein dephosphorylation. The transcript is spliced from 5 exons. Gene Ontology annotation, molecular function: protein tyrosine/serine/threonine phosphatase activity; MAP kinase phosphatase activity.